AUGAAGCAAGCUCUCCUCAGCGCCCUCCUUGCCUCCUUGGCUUUCAACCCGCUUGCUUCAGCAGCUAGCCCUCGUGCCAGGCGUGAGGUCGUCACCGUCACCGAGACCGUCACUGGCUCCAACCCGGGCGCGACACCGUUUGACUGGGCUGCUGGCGCGACGACUGACUACCCCAUCCAUUCCUCUUGCAACGCCACUGAGCGUGCUCUGCUCACAAAGGGUUUGAACGAGGCCAUCAAGCUGGCCCAGCACGCCAAGGAGCACGUCCUGCGCUUUGGCAACAGCUCGGAGUUCUACACCAAGUACUUCGGCGAGGCACCCACCGGCGAGGUUAUUGGAUGGUACGAGAGGAUCGUUAGUGCCGACCGCGGUGGCAUCUGGUUCCGCUGCGAUGACAUUGACGGCAACUGCCACCAGGACGGCUGGGGCGGCCACUGGCGCGGUGAGAACGCAACCGACGAGACCGUCAUUUGCUCUCUGUCCUACGAGACGCGCAAGCCGCUCGAGGGCAUGUGCGGCUACGGCUACACUGUCGCCUCGGGCAAGCUCAACUUCUACUUCGCCGCCGACCUGAUCCACCGUCUGUACCACCUGCCGGCCAUCGGCGAGGCCAUCGUCGAGCACUAUGCCGACACGUACGCCGAGUGCCUCGAGCUGGCCAAGACCAACCCCGCCGACGCCGUGCGCAACACGCACACGCUGCAGUACUUUGCCCUCGACGUCUACGCCUACGACAUCGCUCUGCCGGGUGAGGGCUGCACAGGCAGAGACACGUCCGCUUCCGAGUCUUCUUCUGCCUCGGCGUCUUCGACCCCGGCGCCGACUUCUUCUCCCACGACCACUCCCGCGCCCUCGGUCUCUGCUGAGUCCGCCGCUGCCGGUCAGGAGUGCCACACCCACAGCGAUGGCAUCGUCCACUGCAUUGCCGACGAGACUGCUACGCCUACGUCGACUAGCUCUGAGGCUGCCUCUACUACCGCCGAUGCUCCCGCUGAGUGCCACACGCACGCCGACGGUGUUGUGCACUGCGCAUAA
Lasiodiplodia theobromae is the source of this 1035-nucleotide messenger RNA. Its product is annotated as Major allergen Asp. Gene Ontology annotation, cellular component: fungal-type cell wall; cell surface; extracellular region. Gene Ontology annotation, molecular function: integrin binding; metallopeptidase activity; zinc ion binding. Lineage: Eukaryota; Fungi; Ascomycota; Dothideomycetes; Botryosphaeriales; Botryosphaeriaceae. The record is from RefSeq and is a predicted model, not a curated record. Bases 1 to 1035 code for a protein of 344 amino acids. The transcript has 3 exons.